Fusarium sp. VM40 is the source of this 1800-nucleotide messenger RNA. The record is from the annotation of a GenBank genome assembly. NCBI's taxonomy places the organism in Eukaryota, Fungi, Ascomycota, Sordariomycetes, Hypocreales, Nectriaceae.
AUGGAUCGUUGUAUCAGUCAACUCGCUACGGAUGGAAACAAUCGAUCUCCUCAAAUCAUCGAUGAACUCGCGUCGGCGAGCCCAAAUGCUUCGAACCACUCCGUUUACUCAUCGCCGUCGAUCGAUAGCCAAUUGCCGACCAAUUCGGCAACCCAGAACAGCCUACCCGUUCGCAUAGCAAGUCAGCAUGCCACGACAUCUCCCGCGACUGAGACAAGCUUUCCCACAGGACAGAAAGACGGCGAAGGAUUGGUCUUGGAAGGCGGAUCCUCGCUAUCUGCCCACUCGACGCUGGCAAUCGACUUUCUGGAUAGAGUGGCUGGUGAAGAUCGACGCAAGGGACAUGGCUUUGAAACACAAGAGCUGUUGGAUUCGCUUCGCCAGAUUGUUCAUGUAACCAAGGCGCAGCCUCCACAUGCAGAAGGACUCUUUUCUUUUGCAAGGCCUUCUGCACCUCUGCAACCUGAGCCCGCCACUAUGCCGCCAAUCAAGGUUGCUGCAGCCGCGAUCCGUAGUGCUGAAGAUCGACGUCUAAUGACAUGGCUGUUCUUCAGUGUACUCCUGGGUUCAAAGUCUUUAUCGGAUUUAUGCCUAAAAGUAUACUUUUCGGAGGACUUUUCUGUCGCAGAGUACAUCAUUUUGAAUAUCGCCCUCUAUUGCUUCUUCCGCGACGAUGCUCUUGAGGAAGCUGAAGGAUCAGAUAAUCACAUGGAGGAAUACAAGCUCUCUUGUCAGCAGAACUUGGAGACUGCUCUUUCGAGGCUAUCCUUGCAUAUCAUUCCUAGCCACGAUAUGACCCUGGCUCUACUUUCCGGUGCCAUCUAUGCCAUUGAACUGCCAAAACCAUCCAUGGCUUGGAUCCUUGUCCUCGCGGCGUAUCAGAAUGCGUACUUUCUUGGUUACCACACCAGAAGGCCAGGGUCUUCUGCGUGGUGCGAUACUUCAAGUAACUCCGGCCUCCUCUUCUGGGCUAUCUAUUAUCUAGAAAAGACUUUAUGUCUUCGUUUGGGGCGCUGCUCUACAAUCCCCGACUUUGAGAUCACUGUUCCAUUCCCAGGCGGUAGCCCUCCUAUGGACUACUGCAGGAACAUGGUCAAGCUCGCGACCUUAGCUGGAAAGGUUUAUGAUAAGCUGUACAGUGCACAAGCACUCGUUUCACUGAACGAAGAUGGUGCCUUUCGAGUAAUGACCUUAUCUCAGGAACUUGAUGCAAUUCACGAGCAGUCGCAAAAUGCCAUUAGAGAAUGGCACCAAUCUUCCGUAGACGAGAAACAACGCGCAUUAAUCGAAUACAUGUCUGCAUCGGACGAAAUCCUAAGGAUCAUCCUUUUCACACCAUUCGCCCCGUUCAUUGUUCUGUUCUGCCAUGUCCUUGAGACUGGAAAUUGGGAAGAUUUGGACAGGAUGCAAAACUUUGUCAACUCAAUCAAACCCGCCCACCCCGUCUCCAGCAUCGUCCUGAAGCACCACCGCCUCUUCCAAUUAUUUUACGAAGUAGCUUUGCGCUACAAUGAGUUGAAAUCUACGUCGAAAGUACAACAGAAUGGCUACGAAGAGGUUAGCACGGAAUUUUCCAACUACCUCAACGCCCUGGGUUUUCAAGCUUCCGUGGAUACGAACGACAUGGCCAACGGCGCGGACGCAAUGAUCAACGACAAUUCCCAAAAGGUCUCGGCGGAUGUCUCUGCUGAUAAUUGUAGGGGAACAAUCGAGGCGGAUCCGGCGUCACAGCUGCCAGCUUGGUUUCACAUGAGCCAGCAGAUGAUGGGAUUGUUGAAUAAUGACGAUAUGCCUUUUUAG